This is a messenger RNA of Epithele typhae, 1464 nucleotides long. RefSeq lists its product as uncharacterized. The transcript is spliced from 5 exons. Lineage: Eukaryota; Fungi; Basidiomycota; Agaricomycetes; Polyporales; Epitheliaceae. Bases 1 to 1464 code for a protein of 487 amino acids. The record is from RefSeq and is a predicted model, not a curated record.
AUGAACAGCAAGUAUUCCCUCCUCCCCACCUCCCGCCUUCGCUAUUCCAAAGGCACCGCCAAACACGCCCUCUUCCGCUUCCUCGCCCGCCGCGUCGUCGCCGUCGUCGCCACCAUCACCGUCCUCGUCCUCGUCUUCCGGGCUCUCUGCUGUAGGCCAGCACACACUCCUGCCACCUCAAGACCACAAACGAAGCCCCUCGGAGACAACCAUGCGAUCCUGCCCCCACUAUACUCUGGGUACCACCGUGACAUCUUGCGCCUCCCUCAACAUCGAUGGGAACGUACCAUGCCCGCACCGUACGAGAAAUUCUUCUUCGUUGCCGGUCACGCCGAGAAUACCGGCUGGGGAAACGGGAUGGAGGAACUCGUGAUGAACGGGUACAUGGCCUGGAAGGCUGGACGAUCGCUCGUCAUCGGGAACUACACAUGGAACUCGGACGGCAGUCCGUACUCUGAGUAUAAGGGGCAUCUGAUCCCCUCGAUGAUCCCGUACAAUGUCAUCACGAGAGGGUACCUCACUGGCGAUCCGCUCCCGGAAGGUGACAACGGACCACUCGUCGUCAGCCGCCACUACUUCGAACAACUCUGUCCGGAUCCCGAGAUCGUCCUCCGAGAAGAGGUUCAUGACCAUCUCGUUCACCCGCUCAACGCUAAGGAAGUCACUGAGGCAUGGGUCAAAAAGCUCAGGAGCAUCAGCAGCCCCUGCCUGCAGUCGGCGAAACGCUCCGGCCAGCUCUACGACUACAUGGUUCUCGGCGAUCCGGAUUCGAUGCACGACGUCUGGGACGAUUUCUCUAGCUCCCCCAUCAUCACCCACUGGCGCUGGUCACCGCUCAUCGAGCUCGCCUACGACAUGAACCGCGAGCUCUUCCAGCCGAGCGACACCACCGUCGAGCCCUUCUACGCCGCCAACACCGCCCUCACCAACAAGGCCCGCUACCCGCAGAUCCACGGCCUACUCGCCCUCCACGUCCGCCGCGGCGACUUUGUCGAGCACUGCGACAACCUCCGGAACUGGGCGUCGACGUUCCUCGGCUUCAACUCGAUGCACGACAUGCUGGACCGGUUCGAACCGCGGCCGCCGGGGGACCCGGACCUGAACGCGGUGUAUAUGCCGCGGUGCUGGCCUACGGUUGAGCAGAUCGUGAAGAAGGUGCACCAGGUGCGGCAGACGCCUGCGGGGAAGGGCCUGAAGCGGGUGCACAUUAUGUCGAACGGGCGCCCGGAGUACCUGGCCGAGCUCAAGCAGGCGCUGUGGAAGGAGGGCGGAUGGGAGGCGGUGGUGACGAGCCGGGAGAUGCUGCUGAACUGGGAGCAGAAGCAUGUGUCGAUGGCGGUGGACAUGCUGAUCGGGCAGCGGGCGCAGGUGUUCAUCGGGAAUGGGUUCUCGACGUUGACUUCUAACGUCGUCAUGAUGCGGAAGGCAAACGGGUUCUCGGCGGGCAGCUCACGGCUCUGGUGA